AUGAACAACCCGUUCCUACCUCCUCCUCCGAAGAGCAUGUCCGAGAUGACGCCUGAAGAACAGGGCGAAGAGGGCGCCCGCCAAAUCAUGGCCUUUGUGUCCUCGUGUCCGGGCAAGGCGAUGCUAGCCGGUGGCAGUGGGUUUGUGCUUGGAGGUGUCUUUGGAUUCUUCAUGGCGUCGAUGUCGUACGACACGCCGCUUGGAAUCGGCCAGAUGGGCGGCGCCGCCGCCGCCCAGCAGCUCAGCUACCUCGACCUCCCGCUCAAGGAGCAGAUGAAGAUCCAGUUCAAGGACGUGUGGCAGCGGACCAAGAGCAGUGCCCGCAACUUCGGGUACAUCGGACUCAUCUUCAGCGGUGUGGAGUGCUGCAUCGAGGGACUGCGGGGCCGCUCGGACCUCUACAACGGUGCUGCGGCCGGAUGCAUCACCGGCGGCGGGUUGGCCCUCAAGAGCGGGCCCGAGGCCGUCGUCAUUGGCUGUGCGGGCUUCGCCGCCUUCUCCACAGCCAUCGACAUGUACAUGCGGAGCGAGAACGGUGCUCCGCCGGCAAACGACUACAACGACUGA
Molecule: messenger RNA, 567 nt
Organism: Pichia membranifaciens NRRL Y-2026
Lineage: Eukaryota; Fungi; Ascomycota; Pichiomycetes; Pichiales; Pichiaceae
Exons: 1
Coding region: 1-567 (188 amino acids)
Biological process (GO): protein insertion into mitochondrial inner membrane
Cellular component (GO): TIM22 mitochondrial import inner membrane insertion complex
Molecular function (GO): transmembrane protein transporter activity
Source: RefSeq, a predicted model, not a curated record